Exophiala xenobiotica is the source of this 453-nucleotide messenger RNA. Its product is annotated as ubiquitin-conjugating enzyme E2 N. Gene Ontology annotation, biological process: protein K63-linked ubiquitination; DNA damage tolerance. Gene Ontology annotation, cellular component: nucleus. Bases 1 to 453 code for a protein of 150 amino acids. NCBI's taxonomy places the organism in Eukaryota, Fungi, Ascomycota, Eurotiomycetes, Chaetothyriales, Herpotrichiellaceae. Gene Ontology annotation, molecular function: ubiquitin conjugating enzyme activity. The transcript has 4 exons. The record is from RefSeq and is a predicted model, not a curated record.
AUGGCGCUGCCAAAGAGAAUUGUGAAAGAGACAGAGCGGUUGAUGGCUGAACCUGUACCGGGAAUAAGUGCUGUACCGCAUGAAGAUAACCUGAGGUACUUCGACGUGAGCAUACAUGGCCCGUCGCAGUCACCGUACGAAGGAGGCAUUUUCAAGCUUGAGCUCUUUUUGCCAGAUGACUAUCCUAUGACACCUCCCAAGAUUCGAUUUUUGACCAAGAUCUACCAUCCCAAUAUUGACAAGCUUGGUCGUAUCUGUCUGGACGUCUUGAAAAGCAAUUGGUCACCAGCUUUGCAGAUCAGAACCAUCCUUCUCUCAAUACAGGCUCUGUUGGGCGCUCCAAAUCCGGAUGAUCCUUUGGCAAACGACGUAGCACAGCGAUGGAAGGAAGACCAGGAGGCUGCUAUCCAAACGGCGAGAGAAUGGACCCGGAAUUAUGCCGCGCCGUCAUGA